Messenger RNA from Eutrema salsugineum, 523 nucleotides. RefSeq names its product P17/29C-like protein DDB_G0287399. The transcript has a single exon. Lineage: Eukaryota; Viridiplantae; Streptophyta; Magnoliopsida; Brassicales; Brassicaceae. The record is from RefSeq and is a predicted model, not a curated record. The coding region runs from base 69 to 401 and encodes 110 amino acids.
CUAAUUUAGUUACAAAAUAAACUCAAACACAUCGAUCGGCAAAUCUUUACGCGCUAAGAAAUACCAAAAUGGCUAGGGUCCAAGGUCUAGUUCUUCUUGGUUUAUUAGUUAUUUCAAGUUUGGUUAUGUUAACCGAGAGCCGAGUCGCACGAAAAGACUUGGGGCUUGACCUAGGUGGGAUUGGAGUAGGUCUGGGCGUUGGAUUGGGGAUUGGUCUUGGCGGCGGAUCGGGCUCGGGUGCUGGUGCAGGCGCAGGUUCUGGUUCAGGUUCCAGAUCAUCAUCUAGCUCAAGCUCUAGCUCGUCAUCAAGUUCGAGUUCUCGUGGUUCCGGUGGAUCAGAAGCCGGUUCAUCUGCUGGUUCAUUUGCCGGAUCCAGAGCUGGAUCCGGAUCUGGUAACUGAUUAUAUAUAAAGUACAAUUUUAAACGUGUGAAACUAAAAGUAUGUUUACGUUGUUGGUUUGUCGUAAUUAAUAUCGUGUGUAAGAAAUUUGAUGAAUAAAUUGUUGCCAAAAGUUAUGUUUU